This is a messenger RNA of Trichosporon asahii var. asahii CBS 2479, 393 nucleotides long. RefSeq lists its product as uncharacterized. The transcript has a single exon. The record is from RefSeq and is a predicted model, not a curated record. The coding region runs from base 1 to 393 and encodes 130 amino acids. NCBI's taxonomy places the organism in Eukaryota, Fungi, Basidiomycota, Tremellomycetes, Trichosporonales, Trichosporonaceae.
AUGGGCAAUGCCAUCGCUGACCUUUCCACUUCCCCAUCUUCGCAUCCACCAUCCCAUCAAAACACCAAGACAAUACCUCCUACUCACCGCUACAACACCCUCCCAGAUCGAGACAUCACCUCCACACCGAUCAAGACCAACAUGGGGCAGCUCUUCUCCUGCUUUGCGUGGCUCUUUCGCCGCAACAAGGACGCCGACGACACCGUCGACCUCCAGGACGACACCGCUUUUGCGCAGACAACCGGUCCCCGCGCCAACGCGCUCUUCAGGGUUAGCCGCCGCCCCAACCGCCACCCGUUUGACCCUCAGCGCGACGUCCCUCCCAGCUCCCCUCACGGUAUCACCAAAGUCUGCACCGGCCGCCGUUUUGAUGGAUUCAACCGUGGACGUUAG